UACAUUUACUACAUUACGUCUAGUCUAUGAGACCAGGCUGUUAGCACAACACGAACAGCCAAUCCCGCUCGGCUCUGCUCCCAAGUAUACCUGGAGAUUUUAGACACGAAGAAAACUAUGUCUGGACUGACAAGAGCUGAUGUUAGCAUGCCAGGUACCGAGUGAAGAAUUAAUAACGGAAUAUCAAGAAAAGAACACUGCGUGUGUUCCGGAGGCGUUCGCUGUUCGAGUGAGCACCUUUUGGUUCGGAGUGCACACACACGCACGCAUCUGAGCAGUGAUGGGCGCUUGGACGCUGCUGCUGUGCCUCCUCGCCAUUGUGAGAGGCAGCCUGGGGGCGGAUACUGAGGAGCGGUUGGUGGAGCACCUGUUAAACCCCAUCCACUAUAACAAACUGAUCCGCCCAGCGACCAAUGGCUCGGAGCUGGUGACGGUUCAGCUGAUGGUGUCACUGGCCCAGCUCAUCAGCGUGCAUGAGAGAGAGCAGGUCAUGACCACCAACGUAUGGCUCACACAGGAGUGGCAGGACUACCGUCUGACGUGGGUCCCUGAGGAGUUUGAUGGCAUGGAGAAGGUCAGACUGCCUUCCAAACACAUCUGGCUGCCCGACGUUGUACUGUAUAACAAUGCUGAUGGUAUGUACGAGGUGUCCUUCUACUCUAACGCGGUGGUCUCCCAUGACGGCAGUAUCUUCUGGCUGCCUCCAGCCAUCUACAAGUCAGCCUGUAAGAUCGAGGUGAAACACUUCCCCUUCGACCAGCAGAACUGCACCAUGAGGUUCCGCUCCUGGACCUACGACCGCACAGAGAUCGACCUGAUCCUGAGGUCCGACGUGGCCAGCAUGGACGACUUCACGCCCAGCGGAGAGUGGGACAUCAUCGCCCUGCCGGGGCGUCGCAACGAGAACCCUGCCGACCCCACCUACGUAGACAUUACCUAUGACUUCAUCAUCCGCAGGAAACCUCUGUUCUACACCAUCAACCUCAUCAUCCCCUGUGUCCUUAUCACAUCUCUGGCUAUCUUAGUGUUCUAUCUGCCCUCUGACUGUGGAGAGAAGAUGACUCUGUGUAUCUCUGUCCUGCUGGCCCUCACUGUGUUCCUCCUGCUGAUCUCUAAGAUCGUCCCUCCCACCUCCCUGGACGUUCCUCUGGUCGGGAAGUACCUGAUGUUCACCAUGGUCCUGGUGACUUUCUCUAUUGUCACCAGUGUGUGUGUUCUCAACGUGCACCACCGCUCCCCUACCACACACACCAUGCCCCCCUGGGUCAAGCUGGUGUUCCUCAACAAACUGCCUGCGCUGCUCUUCAUGCGCCAGCCCCGGAACAGCUGCGAGCGCCAGAAGCUGCGGCAGCAACGGAGGGGCCAGGAGCAGAGGGAGAGGGGCAGAGAUGGGGGCUCCGCCGGGGGGCUGAUGGUGGGCCUGGGGCUGGGGGGCGAAGGGGGUGGCACGGAUAACAACGACCCCUGUACGUGCUACGUGAACCGGGCGUCCGUGAAACAGUUUGUAGGGGAGCUGGGAGGGGGCGCAGGGGGAGGGGGGUCGAUGGAGGGGCUGAAUGGGCUGAGGGAGGGCAGGGAGGGGGGGCAGGGGAACCGGCCUCGGGGGAAACAGGGAGGGGGGGGCCCAGCCCUGACCCAGGCCGUGCUAGGACAGGCCUGCCCUGGGUUCGAGGAGGCUGUCGACGGGGUCCGCUUCAUCGCCAACCACAUGAAGAGUGAAGACGACGACCAGAGCGUGAGCGAGGACUGGAAGUAUGUUGCGAUGGUGAUUGACCGUCUGUUCCUGUGGAUCUUUAUAAUCGUGUGUGUGUCCGGAACGGUCGGGAUGUUCCUCCAGCCACUGUUCCAGAACUACACUGCCAAGACCAUCACCAACACCAACGGCUGACCAACCAGGUGCCCUGCAGCCUCGAUGGACACCACCCCCAACCAAUCAGCACAGCAGGACAGGGGCAGGAGGGCGGGACCAACCCAGAGGGGGAAGUGGGUUUUAUUAAGUCUGUGGACAGCAGCCACACCUGUUAACCUUUAUGGCCUUUCUACUGAACUGUUCUGAACUGAAGAACUAAACUAAACACCAACAGUAUUAAAGACAGUUUUUUUUUCAGAGGAGGGAUUAAUGGAUGGACAUAUCUUCCUUUUUUCCCAGAGGAAGGUGGAGAUAUCCCUCUCUGGCAGAAGCCAAUCUUGGAGAGAGGACACUCUAUAGUGGUUGACUUCCUGUAGAACGCUACGCCAGCCAAUCAAUGCUCUUCAUUCCAAGCUGACUGUGCAAGCUUACUGAGAGUAUAUCGUCCCACCUCCAACUGGUACAGAACUUAAUGCUUCAGUAACAGAACCUUGAUUGGCGACUGUGUCUACCAAUCAGAAAAAUGGAAAGGCGGGGGGGGGUUGGGGUGUCAAGGUUCAUAAUUGUUUUUCCAAGCCGCUUCAGUUUAACCAACUGAUAGUACAGUACAGUAUAUUUUAUCAUAGAGUAGCAGUGUACCACAAUAUAGCUUUGAGUGUAAUAUUAUUGUGAUUUCUCUGUGUCUGUUCCUGAUAGAAAGGUAUGGUGCAGUGGUUUGUUGUAUGAUUCUCUACGUUUUUAAACAAGAAUGUGAUAUUACCUGUGACACAGACACUAACACUAUAUGUGUAGAAGCAACAGAUCGUGAAGGAGAGGGAUGAAAGAUGGAGAGAUAGUGACAGGGAGUUAGAUGGAAUGAGAGGGAGUAGUUACGGUGAAUCCCAAACCACCCCCUCGCCCCUACCAACUCCCUCGGAGGGCCCUCCGUUGUCACGUGUUGCUGACGAAACUCCAAGGUUGACUUCCAGAGAGUAGUGAUGGGAUCAAUAAACCCAUCAAUUUUGGGACACACUCGUGACUUGAAUGAUGCUUUUGUGUUCCUUUUUAAAAUAAUAAAACAAGUAUGAAAUUCAAAUGAACAAAUAACCCCUGUUGCUUUACAAGAUUUAAACAGUUAAACGUUUAAUUUGGGAGGUAUUUAAUCCGUUACAUGUGUCAAGUCUCGGAAUCAGACAUAAACAAAUGCAUGUUGAAUAUAAUUAGGCACGCCUCUCAAUUUUUUAAAAUGUAAUUGGGCAAACUCCAAAUAUAUUGCAGUGUGUGUCGGGAUAGUACUUCGCUUUGAAGCCUGCAUCCAUGCUGGCUAAGUUGAAGUGGCCAUAGGAGGGUCUAAUUAGCCCUUACACCCUCCAUCAUUUUCACUCCCUCAGCUUUGGGACACAAAUGGCGGAGGCGCGCGUGAAUGUGCAAAUGGAGUGCCGAGGGGCUAGGCGAAGGGGGUGAUUUGGGAUUCAGCCUUAGAUAGAGAAAGAUAAAGGUGUAGGAUGUCUGCCUAUACAGCUCUAUUGGGAUAAUAGCAGCCUGUGCCAUCGGGUACAGUUGCAAGGGGAUGAGUCUAGAUUCAGUCCGUUCCUGGGAAACUGAGACUGGGUUGAGCCAAUAUGGAGUAAAUUCCCUCCUUUUACAGUUGAGCCAUGAUUGCACAAAAUUGGGUGGUCGAAUAUAGAACUGACAGAUGAUAUGUAUUGUUGGAAUAAUGAUGUUUUCUCAUGAAACAGAAGCUAUUGUGUGUUACGAAUGUUUGCACAAAUGUUAAUUUCUGUCAUCGCUGUGAUUCACAUUAUCAGAGUAAGACAGUGUCUCACUCUUUCUCUGUCCUCUCCUCUCCUCCUUCCCCCUCCUCUCCUCUCCUCUCCUCUCCUCCUUCCCCCUCCU
Coregonus clupeaformis (lake whitefish) is the source of this 3724-nucleotide messenger RNA. RefSeq names its product neuronal acetylcholine receptor subunit beta-2. Bases 281 to 1888 code for a protein of 535 amino acids. Lineage: Eukaryota; Metazoa; Chordata; Actinopteri; Salmoniformes; Salmonidae. The transcript is spliced from 6 exons. Gene Ontology annotation, biological process: chemical synaptic transmission; signal transduction; monoatomic ion transmembrane transport. Gene Ontology annotation, molecular function: transmembrane signaling receptor activity; acetylcholine-gated monoatomic cation-selective channel activity. The record is from RefSeq and is a predicted model, not a curated record. Gene Ontology annotation, cellular component: postsynaptic membrane; synapse; neuron projection.